ACUCUGACGCAUGCGCUCCAGUUUCCCGAAAGUCAACAGCAACAGCGGAAACUCAACAUGGCUCCCAAACUUGAACUUGUGGCGAUCGUGUGGCUGAUCAUUCUCUCUCUGAUCCCCCCGGCCGAGGCUUACGAUGCGGGCGACGCUUUAGCCCUGCUCCUGGGCACCACAUUGACCGUGGUGGGUUUCUGCGCCUUCCUCGGCUGGUACGCACGCAGGCGGAACGGACAGAUGUGAGCGAGACUCUCUUGAUUGUGCGCCUGUCCUGCCAUGUUAUCCUCCACCGCAUUAAUACCUCUUAUAUUAUAUCAUAUCAUAUGGACUUUCUGGCAUUAUGUUUGUGUGGAAGCGACUAAUAAGAAACGUGCCUUAUUGGAAUGAAUACGUUAAGCGCAACAGGAACCACGUGGACUGUUGGAGAAGGAGACAGACAUCUAGGAAGUCCAAAACCAGGAACUGUUUAUUUGUUGCAUGGCUGAGAUGAAAGACCAAACACGGUUUCAUUCUAUAUGAAAAGACUGCUGCAGUUACUGUAUAUUCUCCUGUGGACGCUUGCAUUGCAUGUUGCGCAUAUUCUGCCAUGCUUGGAGUGAUCACUGUGAUUUCCUGACAUGUUUAUGUCUGCAAUGCGCAACACAUCAUGGUCAAGCACAAUAUCAACAUGUGGUUGGCCUGUAUGAAAAGAGUGGAGCUGUUGUUGCAAUUUCUGCUGUCAAAAUGUGUACCAAAAGCUUUGAGAAUAAUAAACUGAUUGAUCUGAUGCUCUUCAUAA
This is a messenger RNA of Micropterus salmoides (largemouth bass), 772 nucleotides long. Its product is annotated as small integral membrane protein 30-like. The transcript has a single exon. The record is from RefSeq and is a predicted model, not a curated record. Bases 58 to 237 code for a protein of 59 amino acids. Lineage: Eukaryota; Metazoa; Chordata; Actinopteri; Centrarchiformes; Centrarchidae.